AAUGGAACCUGCUGAUUGAGAAAAAGUAGUAAACCAGGGUCUGAAGUUGGGACUAAAUGUUGAAAAUGAUUCUCGUGACCUAGAUGCUUCUUUUGUAAACAAACCCUGUCAGAAAUUCUCCCCUAGUAUUGUAUCAGAACCAUAUGGUGAAUGAUCUCCGUGAUCCCCAUGAUCCCCAUGAUGUUUUAAUGAGAUUAUUUCUGAUACCACUAAUUCUGAUGAAAUGGAUCUUUCGGAAGUUAAACCUGAGAAGAAACAAAAGUAUACUAAAUAUUCUGAUCAAUUCCCAGAAGAGCAAAGACCAAUUCAUGCUGCUAGGAUCAGAAGAAGAGGAGGACUCAGGAGACUUAAAGAGAUCUGUCUUGGGUCUUCUGACUAAAUCAUUUGCUUGAUGCCCCUAGCCAUCCUUGUUGUACAUAUAACUUAUAUGGAUAGCAAGGCUACUCAAUUUUUGCUAGAGGCUACUUGACUCUACUAUUCAUAAUGCCCAUUAAUUUGUUACUUAACUUAUGCA
This is a messenger RNA of Moneuplotes crassus, 514 nucleotides long. Lineage: Eukaryota; Ciliophora; Spirotrichea; Euplotida; Euplotidae. The record is from the annotation of a GenBank genome assembly.